Molecule: messenger RNA, 2025 nt
Organism: Mesorhabditis spiculigera
Lineage: Eukaryota; Metazoa; Nematoda; Chromadorea; Rhabditida; Rhabditidae
Source: the annotation of a GenBank genome assembly
AUGACCAUGGACGAAUCGACGCCGCAGUAUGGCAUGACUCGGCCCAUUUCGAUCAGCCUGCCCGAGGAGAAGGACCAUCGUUUCACGAAGGAGCUGGAUGAUUGCCUGCGGAGCCUCAACUAUUUCGAGUCGCCCGAGGAGCUCGAUCAACGCAUCCAAGUGCUGGGCCAGGUCAAUUCUCUUGUCAAGAAAUGGGUCGUACGCGUCUCUGAGGCCAAAAUGCCGAUCGACGAAUGUACACGGGUCGGUGGAAAGCUUUUUACAUUUGGAUCUUACCGGCUAGGGGUCCAUACCAAAGGCGCCGAUAUCGAUUCGCUAUGCGUUGUACCCCGUCAUAUACAACGUAGCGACUUCUUCACAACCUUUUACGAGAUGCUCAAAGAAUGCCCGGAGGUCUCGGAUUUGCACGGUGUCGAAGAGGCGUUUGUGCCUGUGAUCAAGCUCAAGUGGAAGGAGAUUGAGCUCGAUAUCCUUUUCGCACGGCUGGCACUGAAGGAAGUGCCCGACGAUCAGCAGCUGAAUGACGAUAUUCUAUUGAAAAACCUGGAUGAGAGGUGCGUACGAUCUCUGAACGGAUGCCGCGUGGCAGAUGAGAUUCUGCGUCUGGUGCCCAGCCAAGAAACCUUUUCGCUGACGUUGCGCGCGAUCAAGCUUUGGGCGAAGAAUCAUGGAAUCUACUCGAAUAUUGUCGGCUUUCUUGGAGGAGUCUCUUGGGCCAUUCUGGUUGCCCGUGUAUGCCAACUUUAUCCGCACGCCUUGCCCGGAAAACUUGUCAGCCGUUUCUUCAUGCUUUACAGUACAUGGAAGUGGCCGCUGCCGGUGAUGCUGAAGGAUCUUGAUACGUCUCCUCGACCGGAUAUCCCUACGCUCAUCGAUUUGGUCUGGGAUCCGCGAACCCGUGCCUCGGAUCGUUAUCAUUUGAUGCCCAUCAUUACGCCUGCCUUUCCGGAGCAGAAUUCCACUUUCAACGUCACGAACUCGACGCGACAGGUGAUGAUGAAUGAAUUCGAAGAGGCCAGGGAAAUCUCGCAACGAAUUCUCCACGGCCUGUGCACUUGGAAAGAUUUCUUCGAGGAGGUCAAUUUCUUCUCGCGCUACAGGCAUUUCUUGGUGUUGGUCUGCGUGGCGGCGACCAAGGAGGAUCACCUGAUUUGGGUCGGCUUUGUGGAGGCCAAGCUGCGGCAUCUUGUCGCGAACGUGGAACGAAACAAGGCGGUGAAGAUGACGCACGUUAACCCAAAUCAGUUCCGACCCAUCAAGCCGCUUCAAUUCCGAAUUCCCGAAGUCGACGACCCCGUUUGCUCGAUGUGGUUUAUCGGUCUGGAUUUCGAUCGGGAUCUGGCAAAGAACGUCGACUUCACCAACGAAAUCCGGACUUUCAACGAACUCGUCGAUCGCCAAAAGAGUUUCCGCCGGUCCGUUGGCCGGGGUCAAGAGGGCAGCGAUGAAGGGCAGUACAAUGCCUCGAUGAAGACGCUUGUGACCCACGUGCAAAGGAGGUCGCUGGGUCAAUGGCUUGAGGAAAAGGACUACACGCGAGGAAGAAAUGCCAACGAUCCGCGUUUCAAGCGGCAAAACAGCUCAAACGCGCAGAGCAUCGUCGCCACGGGCAGUAAGAGGAGGGCGUCGACAAUGGCUGAAGAUACGAAGCCAGCGUCGUCGGAUGAUGCGUCUCCUUCCACCUCUCAAUCCGCAUCCUCGCAGCCUAUGCACAGUCCCUCGGUCUCUGUGGGGACCAAGUCGGAUCAGACGCCAGGAGUGCCCGAGAAAGAAGUCGAUGAAAAUGGCGAGCCGAUGCCAAAAAAGAUUUGCCACUCGCUGAGCACGCCGAACCUUUCGCCAGCAGCAAUGUCCGACCGGCAGCCGGCACUUCAAUUACCUGUGGAAAAUCCGGAUUAUUCUAAUACGGAACACGGCACCACGAUCUCGAAUGGCAGCGAGGAAAAUGGAAAGGACCCGAAUUUCUCUUGGGUUUGCGAGAAGGCUGCUGCUUCCAGACAAGAAUCACCGAAUCCCAUCCAUGCC